This is a messenger RNA of Brachypodium distachyon (stiff brome), 1773 nucleotides long. RefSeq names its product cyclin-A3-2. The transcript is spliced from 7 exons. The record is from RefSeq and is a predicted model, not a curated record. Gene Ontology annotation, cellular component: nucleus; cytoplasm; cyclin-dependent protein kinase holoenzyme complex. Gene Ontology annotation, biological process: regulation of cyclin-dependent protein serine/threonine kinase activity; mitotic cell cycle phase transition. Lineage: Eukaryota; Viridiplantae; Streptophyta; Magnoliopsida; Poales; Poaceae. Gene Ontology annotation, molecular function: cyclin-dependent protein serine/threonine kinase regulator activity. Bases 273 to 1418 code for a protein of 381 amino acids.
UCCCUUCCAAAUCCGAGAUUCCCCAAUCGAGCGAGGCAGAAACCCUCGAAUUCAGAAGCCCAAGCAAGCGCGGCAUUCUCCUCCCCACCUCCGGUUCGAAUUCGCGUUUUGGCGGCCAAUCGCGGCAUUCUCCUCCCCCCGUUCCUCCAAUCUCCUUGCAUAAAUCAGCCGCGUUCCUUCCUCGCCGCCACCCAAAUCCCCCAAACCCUACCUGCCUUCCUACCUACCUACCGCGUUCGGGGAGCAGGAGCAGGAGCAGGAGCCCGUCGACAAUGUCUGACAAGGAGAAUGUGCUCCCAGCGGCGGCGGCGGCGGCGGCGGCGGGGCCCCGGGUAACCCGUGCCGCGGCCAAGCGCGCCGCGAGUUCCGGGGCUUCGUCGUCCGGUGCGGCGGCGAAGCGGAAGCGGGUGGCGCUCGGCGAGCUCCCCACCCUCUGCAACGCCGCGGCCGUGCCCGGCCAGCCGUCGCGCCCCGUCAAGCCCGCCAAGCCCGCGGCCGCCGUCGAGGAGGAGGCGCACGUGGACGAGGGUAUGUGCGCGCCCACUACUCCACCCGCCGCCUCGGAGGAGGCCAGCGGCGGCGGGGACCCCCAGCUCUGCGGGACCUACGCCUCCGACAUCUACACCUACCUCCGCUCCAUGGAGGUGGAGCCGGCGCGGCGGCCGGCGGCGAAUUACAUCGAGACGGUGCAGACGGACGUGACGGCCAACAUGCGCUCCAUCCUCGUCGACUGGCUCGUCGAGGUCGUCGAGGAGUACAAGCUCGUGGCCGACACGCUCUACCUAACCGUCUCCUACGUUGACCGCUUUCUCUCUGCCAACCCUCUCGGCCGCAACAGGCUGCAGCUCCUCGGGGUCGCCGCAAUGCUCAUUGCUGCGAAGUACGAGGAGAUCACACCACCGCAUGUGGAGGACUUCUGCUAUAUCACCGACAACACGUACACCAAGCAGGAGCUUGUCAAGAUGGAGAGCGACAUACUGAAGCUGCUCGACUUUGAGAUGGGCAAUCCUACCAUCAAGACCUUCCUGAGGCGGUUCAUGAAAUCUGGCCCAGAAGACAAAAAGCGGUCCAGCUUGUUACUGGAAUUCCUGGGUAGCUAUCUUGCUGAGCUGAGUCUUGUGGACUACAGCUGUCUCCAGUUCUUGCCAUCUGUUGUUGCUGCUUCAGCUGUUUUUCUUGCUAGGUUGACCAUUGCUCCAGACUGUAAUCCUUGGAGCAAGGAGAUGCAAAAACUGACAGGCUACAAGGCAUCAGAACUGAAGGAUUGCAUCAGAGCCAUACAUGACUUGCAGCUCAAUAGAAAGGGUCUAUCACUAACGGCAAUUCGAGACAAGUAUAAGCAACACAGGUUCAAGUGUGUAUCAACAUUGCUUCCUCCUGUUGAGAUACCUGCAUCUUAUUUUCAAGACUCAGAGUAGCUGUUCUUGAAGUGCUCCAGUGUAAAGCUAACCACUCUGAGCUUUCCUCAAGCUCCUGGAGUUGAGAGAGAAUUACAGUUGCAGAGCAGGUCCUCAGUCAAGUUAGGGUGCUGGAAGCUAUUUAGACGCAGGAUUUGUUAAAGCCUAAGCAGGAGCUGUUUGAGUUCAUUUAGGAGCUAGUCAAUCACAAGUAGGAGACCAGGAAUCCAUGUUUUGUAGAUUGUACUUCUGUAUUAUAUCUUAGAAUAUUUUGCUUUGCUUGGUUUGUCCACAGAAUUGUAAUGUUUGAUAUAUGCUGAUCCAUUGCCUGUGUUGAUUCUUAUUUUUUUUGUUAUCAGUCAGUGCACUUACAGUA